AUGGCGGAAGAGACCUGUGCAACCGACUCGGGGGAGAAGGUGCUUCAGCGACUUGCGGAGCGGUACUACGAAGCGUACAGGCGAGGCCGCGGCGGUGAUAGCGCGCCAACGGUGGAGGUGUCGCUGAUGCACAUGAUGGCGGUCAUGGGGGAGCUAUCUGCUCUGGCCUUCACGUCUUCGUCAAGCAUGUCGCCUUUUGAAAAGGAUGAGGUAUCGGCGCUGAUCGGAAAGCUGAGCAUCUCCGUGGCGAUGAUCGCUGAGGCUUUUCACCUGAAUGUGGGGCAUUCCAUCCUGCAGUAUCUUGAAGAGGAGCUCUGCACUACUCGGCUGUCGCAGUGUAGUGCGGACAAGAACGACUGCGAAACGACGGCAACGCUGCCGGGCGGUAGCGCCGUUAUGGCCCCGCCGCCGGGCUCACCGGUGUCGGCCCCUGACGCUCGCUCCCCACAGCCGCCGCCAACAGCAACGAAGCGCGAGGACUCGGUUGUGCUCAGCCAGAGACCGAACGAUGCCUUCUUCAGACACAUCGACGAACUCGCAAUGCUGCCGCGAGAGUCUUUCGAGAAGGCCGGCCUAAGGUGGGUGGUGACGCUGCCCAACGGUGCGAUUGAAGAGCUGAUCCCGAACGGGCGUUGGAUGAAAGUACGGUACGAAGAAUUUCCGCACUACCUAGCGCAUAUUGCUCGGUACCGCGAACCCUGUAGGAGUCAGCGGCAGUUGUUGCCUCCCUCUUCUCACUCCACUGGUGUGGUUAGGAGGCAGGCGUACAAGGAUCGCACUGCCGCGUACCCGACUAACCAGGCCGCUGCCGACUCUGCUGGGACGUUCGGCAUUCCUGCUAUUCUCGCUCAGGCUCCAGGCUAUGACCCUGAUCGCGAGUCAACUCUUUACUCGCCAGUCCACUUCACGGGUGACCUCUUCAGCCCCAUGUCACGCGCGGCGGACGUACAAACGACGAGUGUCGUACCCCCAGCUGCGGUGGUGGCGGAGGUGGGCGGCAGUGCAGCUGGCUUUGAACGGAGCACCCGCCCCUCUGUGCAGCACAUCGGUCGUCCGUACGAUGUGAGCUCGUUUCACGACAAGGUCAAUCUGCUCCGUCGUGGGGCGGUGCCAAGCCCGGCGAUUGCGCAGCUUGGCCUCACCUUCAGCGUGCCGGACGGCCAACGUGUUGUCGAGCUGGUCAACGAUGGCAUGCAGGUGGAUGUGACCGCUGCCAAUGUAGGCGAGUUUCUGCGUCUGCUGGACAACUAUCCAAGAGCUCAGGCUCCGUCUGGCCGGGUUCACCGCACAAACAGUGUGCGGAAGAUCGACGUAGGCCGGAUCAUUCCGGAUGUCCCUCCCGCCUUCAGUCCAUCACACUUCUCACACGGCCUCUUCGCUCCGUACCAGGCGUCGACCUCAUCAGUGUACGUAGACUACGACAAGUCGGAGGGGAUGCUGCCGCGCUACCUCAAGGAGCAUCACGUGAACCCUACCGAUACUCGUGGUCUGUACGUGAGUGCCGCACGCUCUUCUGACUAUGCCACCUUAGAGCGCAUCGUGCAGGAGGUGAAGGUGAAUCCCUCUGCCUUGAUCAAGUACGGUGUUACCUUCAGUGUGCCGAGCUCGCUAGAGCCGUACUCCACCUCAGAGGAGCGCCGCAGUGGCCUUCACGCCCUAUUCCCUUCCUCCGCUUUGCAGCCGGUGCAGCCGGAAGAUCGCUUUCACUUUCUUUCUCUUGCUCGUCAGUACUAUCCCAACGUCCUGUGA
Molecule: messenger RNA, 1749 nt
Organism: Leishmania braziliensis MHOM/BR/75/M2904
Lineage: Eukaryota; Euglenozoa; Kinetoplastea; Trypanosomatida; Trypanosomatidae
Exons: 1
Coding region: 1-1749 (582 amino acids)
Source: RefSeq, a predicted model, not a curated record